UUGAUUGAUCGUCAACAUUGCUGAUUUUUUCUUUCUUUCUCUGCAUUUCAAGUUGUUGUUAAAUUCAUGUUUUCUACCUGAUUUUUUGUUCUCAAAUCAAAUCGAUUAAUAAUGAUGAUGAACGUAACAAAUUCCGAAAAUGCAUUAAAAUCAUAUUGUAAAUCAAAAGGUUAUGAAAAACCAAUUUAUCGUAUUGAAUCAAGGCAAUCAAUAAUAUUAGAAAAUAAUGUUUAUCGUCAUAAACAUUAUUUAUGUUCGGUUAAAGUUAAUGGUAAACAUUUAGCUAAUGGUGAUGGUUUUAGUAAACGUAUAGCAAGAAAAAAAGCAGCAAUGUUUGGUCUACAAAAUCUUCGUAUUCUAGAAUUGACAAAUUUUUUCAAUGUUUUUCGUGAUAUUCUACCACAACGUGCUUUGGAAUAUCAUGAUCAUCAACGUGGUCAACCGGCAAAUAUUCAACUAAAUGUAUCAUUUCAAAUAGCAUCGAACAGUAAUCAAAAUGAAAAUGUUUAUAAUGAAAUUUUACCACAAAAUAUUCGACCAACAAUAAUGGAAAAACCAUCAUCAUCAUCGACGAAUAACGAUAAUGAUAAUGAUCAGAAUAAUGGUGAUGAAAAUCAACAGCAACAGCAAGAACCGAAAUCAGUAAAAAUUAAUGUAACAAAAACAUCAAACAGUCCACAUAAUGAUGAUGAUGAUCCAUCUGAUGAUUUAAUUCGUGCUGCUAUUGUUAAAUUACGUAGCUAUAAUGAUGUUGUUGAUGAAAUAAAAAUUUAUCAUGAAAAUAAUAAUGGUAAUGGUAAUGCGAAUAAUCAAAUGAAUAGUAUGGAUAAUAAACGAAUAAUGAAUGAUGAACAACCAAAUCAACAACAACAACAACAACAACAACUGAAUCAUAUUCAACAAGUAAUGAUGAAUAAAAUUCAUAAAUUAAAUAUUCAAGAUGAUGAUAAUAAUGAUGAUAAACAGUCAAUCAUUGAACCAAUUGAAGAUAUUGUCGAUAAUGAUGAUAAAAAUGGCACCAAAUUGAUUCAAAAUGAAAAAAUUUAUAAAAUUUAAUUGAAUUUUUAAAAAUUGAUGAAACAAAAAA
Messenger RNA from Dermatophagoides pteronyssinus (European house dust mite), 1087 nucleotides. RefSeq lists its product as uncharacterized. The record is from RefSeq and is a predicted model, not a curated record. Lineage: Eukaryota; Metazoa; Arthropoda; Arachnida; Sarcoptiformes; Pyroglyphidae.